AAAAUCAAUCUGCUAUGUUGAAUUAGUAAAAGUAAUAAAAUCAAUGGCUUUUUCAAAUGGGCGGAGCUUCGAAGCUAUUGCUACGAUUGUCGGGGGCGUGUCCACUCUGGAACUUGACGAGUCGAAACGUUGCGUGGGGUUGAUCGGCAAUCGUAACGAAAAUGGUAACGGUAAAAAGGGCACCGGAAAUCCAUCGUCGAUAAGAAGCCGCAGGUGUUUUGGCUGCCAACACGUCAUCGGUAAAACCACGGGGCAGGCGUGCCCCAAAUUUGAAAACAGCUUAAGUACUAAUACUACGAUUCCUCGUAAAGGGAGCGUCGCAUCAUCGGCGAGUAGAGAACAGAGGUCGAGUUCGUUGCGGAAUGCUUUCCGGCGAUCCUUAACAGAACAAGGGAGUGGGGCCAAGAAAGAACACAAGAGGACGCCGUCGGGGACCUCGGGGCGGAGCUAUGAAACGGGGGAGGAUGCGGCCGCCUCUAUUGGCCGCUCCUCCCCAGACAAUGGUAACGCUUUGCAUGCCCAGCUAGAUAACAUCGAGUUCAUAGAUCAGGAAGAGCAAGAGGGGCCGCAGACUACUACUACUACUACUACUAAAGGAUGGUUCACGAUGGAGAAGUCGAAGAAGGGUAAGGGUAAAGUUGGUGCCAAAAAGAAGCCGCGCAAGAAGAGCAGCACUGAGGAGGUGGUUGCCUCCAGCGACACCACUCCGGAAGAGCAGCAAACUUCGAUAAAGACUAGCAAGACUACAGUGGAGACUAAGCGGUAUACUACGACAGUGACCAACGUGAAUCGAUACCAGUUCACCAAAGUGCAAGAGGAAGAGGACAUCAACAAGCGGGACAAGAAAGUGAAAAAAGGUAGAACUCAAUCGUGUUCCUCUCUACCGUACGAUGAUUUUAUCGAUAAUCUCGCAGUUUUCCGCAAAAGUUUCGACAACGUCCAUUUCAUUCGGGAUGAGAGUAUAGCCAUGAUGCCGCUCGAUAAGAAGGUCGAAAUGAAAGACAACUCAGAGAAGGGACUGCACAGCUUUGCGAGCGCAUUCAUAAAUGACAUCUUGGACACAGCAAUGCGCCUGAUCACCUACAAUCGUCUUAUGUGCAUAGAGAUGAGUCAAAAGCAACAUCGGAAAACCGAAUCGGACGACGAUAAGGAACGCCAGAGUCCAACAACCAAAGCCAACGAAAACAGCAACGUCGUAUCCGUCAUGUACGUACCCAAGAUAACGCAUACCCCGAGCAGCAAUUCCAUCAUCGAUGCCCUGAAAUUCGGCGAGAACUAUGAAGAGUACCAAGACUCUUGCACGGAAAUUCCGGACGCGGAACAUUGCGCUGGCGAAAUUUUGUCCACGAUAACAGAGAACGUGGACAAAAUUGUGGCAGACAAACGCAAUAGGAAGCGUAAAGAUAAGUCCGUGAAGCACGGUGGCGUAACGCGUUGCAUUCCCGUCGAAACCGAUUCUAACGCCGACGACGACUCUGACUUUCCGCAAAGUGAGAUGCAAUUGAUUCCAUAUGAUGCCAAGUAUAAUCUGCCCAAGAAUAUAUUUAAUCUGAUGAGCAAUGCGGAAAUGGUGGAGAUUACCGACCAAAACAUUGAUAUUUUGCACAAGAACGUUGAGAUUGCUGAAAAUAAUCCGGAUCUGAUAACCGAACAACCGGUCAUCGUCUUCACGAAACAGGACAAGGAAUACUCAAUCGAAGAUGAUGAUGACGUCUACAAACCUAUUGCGGUCAGUCCGUGUGGGAGGUUCUUCAAGUACGAAGAGGAAAUUGGGCGGGGCUCAUUCAAAACUGUAUACAGAGGAUUAGAUACUCAGACCGGUGUUGCGGUUGCGUGGUGCGAGUUGCAGGAGAAGAAACUAAACAAAGCAGAGCGACAGAGAUUCAGGGAAGAAGCAGAGAUGUUGAAGAAACUGCAGCAUCCCAAUAUAGUCAGGUUCUAUAAUUACUGGGAAUCGAUCAUUUCGAAAAAGAAAAACAUCGUGUUGGUCACCGAACUGAUGCUCAGCGGUACACUCAAGACAUAUCUGAGAAGGUUUAAAAAGAUCAAUCCAAAAGUUUUGAAAUCCUGGUGCAGACAGAUCCUGAAGGGAUUGGCAUUCUUGCACUCGCGCAGUCCACCCAUUAUUCACAGGGACCUGAAGUGCGAUAACAUUUUCAUAACCGGCACAACGGGAUCAGUGAAAAUCGGAGAUUUAGGAUUGGCCACACUGAAGAAUCGGAGUUUUGCUAAAUCGGUGAUCGGAACGCCCGAAUUUAUGGCGCCUGAAAUGUACGAAGAGCAUUACGACGAAGGUGUGGACGUUUAUGCGUUUGGUAUGUGCAUGUUGGAGAUGGCAACGAGUGAAUAUCCUUAUUCGGAAUGCAACGGACCGGCUCAGAUUUACAAAAAAGUCAUUUCCGGCGUUAAACCGGCGAGCUUCGAGAAAGUCGCAAAUCCGGAGGUGAGGGAUGUGAUAGAAAGCUGUAUUAAACCGCGUAAAGAAGAUAGGCCUCAAGUGAAGGAACUCUUGGUGCAUCCGUUUUUCGAAGAAGACGUCGGCUUGAAGAUCGAUUUGGUUAAUCAAAUUGACAGCAAGGUGAUUUUCCGGUUGCGCGUAAUCGAUCCGAAGAAGAGGACUCACAAGCAUAAAGAGAAUGAGGCUAUACAGUUCGAAUUCGAUAUUGAAACGGAUCGUUUCGAUGUAAUCGCUGAAGAGAUGGCUAAGUCUGGCAUCAUCUUUGAAGACGAUGCUAAAACUGUAGCUAAACUACUGAAGGCGCAAAUCGCGCAAAUAACCAAAGAAAAACUGGAGCAGGAGAAACAGCAGGAGGCGCAAAAGUUGCAAUAUUUACAGUUUUUGCAACAGAAGCAAAUCGCGGAGCAGCAGCAGCAACAACAGCAGCAGCAACAACAGCAGCAGCAGCAGCAGCAGCAACAACAACCUCAACAAUCGACGUAUGUUCCACAGCCACAACAGCAGCAGCAGCAACAACAACAACAGCAGCCGACUCCGGCUGCUAGCUACACUCCUGCACCAGCACAGACUGUUCCUCAGCCACAACCAACGUACACACCUGCGUCCACUCAACAGCAGCAACCGCAGGCUGCUUAUACACCGGCUCCAAGUCAACAGGCACCGCCUCCUCAACAGACAUACACACCGGCACCGGCCCAGCAAAGUGCUUACACACCGGCACCGGCUCAGCAAAGUGCUUACACACCUGCUCCAGUUCAACAACCGGCGGCACCUUCGCAACCGGCAUACCCCCAAUCCACGCCGCAAUCGCAGUUGGUGCAAAUUCAAGCACAGUCGCAACCGCAGCAGCAACAGCCCGUUCCCAACUAUCAACAGCAGAUGAGUGUCCCACAGAACUUUGCCUAUCAGCAGCCACCCUCUGUGAUACCAGCUCAAGAACAACAACAACAACAACCUCAGUACGAACCGCAACCUCCGACAGCUCCAUUGCAACGUCAGAGCUCUAACGAACAACCUACCAUCGUUCCGCAAUAUCCGCCGCAGCCGGAGUUGCUUCAAGUACAACCGCAAGAUCAGCAUCGUCUGUCCACUGUUUCUCAACCUGAGAUGUUGACUCAACCGCAGCAGCCGCCGCAACCUGAGCAUCGAUUAAGCGUCGAUUCGCAAAUGGACAUGCAGAAACAGCAAAUGCUGCAGGAGCAACACAGGGUUCUCAACUAUUCGCAACCAAGUAUUCAAGAGCUGCAGCAGCAAAUUCAACAGCAACAGCUUCAGCAGCAGCAGCAACAACAGCAAAUUCAGCAACAGCAGCAGAUGCAGCAGCAGCAACAGCAGUUGCAGCAACAACAACAGAUACAACAGCAACAGAAGAUUCAACAACAGCAACAGCAGAUUCAACAGCAGCAACACCAAAUUCAACAGCACCAGCAGAUUCAGCAACAACAGCAGAUUCAGCAACAGCAGAUUCAACAGCAACAGCAAAUUCAGCAACAGCAUAGGAAUUCCGUAACACAUACUCCUAAUGUGCAAGAACUGAUGCAAUUGCAGUCUCAACAACAACAGCAGCAGCAGCAGCAACAACAAACACAGCAGGUUGUACCUCCGCAAGACGAUCAACAAUCGCAGUUACAUCAUAGAUUGAGCACAACUAGUCGACCUCCUUUGCAACAGAUAUUAGAACACGAUGCUGUCGUAGCCGCCGCAGCUGCAGCAGCUGCUCAAGAACUCGCUCAACAGCAGUUGCAACAACAACAACAACUUCAACAGCAACAGUUGCAGCAGCAACAACUGCAAACGCAGCAGCAGCAAUUGCAGACUCAACAACAACAACCUCAAGCGCAAGUUCAACAACCUGCGGCUCAGCAGACUCAAAUAAAUUACGGAAUUCCGGAUUAUGUUCAACAGCAAUCGAUACAAGAACAGUUGUAUCAACAGCAGCAGCAGCAGCAGCUUCUGCAGCAACAAUUGUUGAGUCAACAGCAGAGUGCGGCAGCGCCGCAACACAUCCAGCAACAGCCUGUAGUUGUUCAACAACCUGUGGGUCAACAUGUCCAGCAGCAGCCAGUUACUCAACAACAUGUACAACAACAACCAAUUCCUCAGCAGAUUCAGCAGCAGGUGCAAACACAUAUCCAACAACAAGCAGUUGCCCAACAUAUCCAACACAUUGUACCGCCACCAAUAGAUUUUCCGCAGCAUGCUUCGCAAACUGCCGUUGAUCAACAAAAGAAUGUACAUAGGUUAUCUGGAGAUAUGGCUCCGAUAAAUAUGAGUGAAUAUGACCAGCAAAUGGCAUUGAUGUUGCAACAUCAACAGCAACAACCAACAUCUUCGGUUCAGCAGCAGCAGCAGCAUCAAAGAUUAUCUACAGCUUCUCUACCACCAAUCACAAAUUACGAUGUCACCGCAAUUGACCAAAGGAGAAUGUCUACAGCGUCGCAACCUACUGGUACGGCUAUCAUGGAAUACCAACAACAACCACCUGCUCAAGUGUACGCCCCAUAUCAAGCGAAUGCACCGCAACCUGCGGAAAUUCUCCAACAACCAUUCCAGCAGGUGUACGGUCAAAUUGUACAGCAACCUCAACCUCCACCUUCGACAGUUCUACCACAGCAGCAGCAGCAGCCGGAUUAUGUUUAUCAAAAUUCAGUUGAUUAUUCUCCGCAAACAUCAGUCGAAGGAAACAGGGAAGAUCCUUUGGCAGCGCCCAUUACCACACAAGUUGAAACGGAUUUGAGUUCAACGGAACAAGUAAGUGAAAACACUGACCCAGCUACCCCUGGCCAUCAUCGGCGUUCGCCAAAAAGGCCUCCGUCUAAACAGCUUCGCGUCCAAAACGUACACCUCGAUGGCACUGUUGAGUGUCAGCUGCUUUGCAAACAGAAAGCAAUCAGUUUCAAAUUCAAUCGUUUCGACACAAAGUCCUCCGACAUAAUCGAAGGCAUGAUCAAAGAGAAUUGUUUGAAACCUGGAAACCAUAAAACACUCACAGAACAGCUGGACAGUAUAUUGCGGCAAUUGGAGGAAAAUCCUGCCAAAAUUCCGCAAUGUCCACGUUACGUGCAGAAGGUUAGACAUGCUUCACUGACUAGGCCGCAUCGAAAAACACAUCGUCGUUACAAGUCGAGAGAUGAUUCAACUAAUGAGCAGCUUAAGGAGCUUCAACAGCAACAGCAGCAAGAGAUGUUACUGAAAAUGAGCGAAGAAUCUGGUUUCCAGGGCUUGAAAAAUUCGUUGGCAGAGAAGAUGUGCAAUUUACAAAAUAUGCAGUGCAGGGAAAGUCUCAACAGCAGUGGAACUGUUUCUAGGAAAACUAGCACUGCCAGUGAAUAUACACCUGAACACACUUAUGUUCAGCAGGUUGAACAUCCUGUGCCCAGCACGACAACCGUCAACGAAGGAUGCCUGAGUUCAACUUUAGUCGUGGAAUGCGUGAAUAAGAUUGAAUUGAGCGGAGAAGGCGAGAAAGUCGACUUGAAAAUAUUACGAAUCGAUCCGAACAUGGGCGAUUGCUGCUGCAUACCGCAGCUCCAACAGUUGGAGACAAGCGAUGCGUCUAAAGAUAAAUUAAAGGUUCCGCCGCAAAGAAAAAUCUCUAGAUUCUUGGUUAGUCCAGUUAAUUCAGGUCAACUCGAUAUACCCACCGAUAAACAGGUCGCAGAUUCUAUUGAUAGUCCAAAAGAGGGUGAGGGUGAAAAUGUACCGAAGAGAAAGGAUUCUGUACCAUUGGAGAUCAAGAGUGCAACGGAGGUGGAACGAGGUCAGGAGGUGCUCAUGGAAAUUGCUCCGAAGGAGGAGGCUGUGAUUUGCGGACCCGAGACAAUAACUUUGGAGCAAUUGAAGAUUAGUUUAGAAAAUCUAAAGCAGGUCGGACCCGUCUCCCUGAAGGAAUCCAAAACUAGCUGCACCAAUGCACCUACGGCUACGGUCACCACAGUUGCUGCCGCAGUAAUAUCGCAGCAACCGACGAGUCUUCCUACAACUAGUAUAAUCACUCCCGCGGUAGCUACCGUUCCAGUAUCAUCCACGGCACUUCCAACUAUUUCCUCUACACAAGUGUUGCAGCAGCAGCAGAUAAUGCCGCAAUUGCCUGAACACGUGGUCUCGUUGCCGCAGUUAUCAUCCGCGGCCCAUACCAUACCAAAACCCAUCGCAACAGUAUAUUCACAACAAAUGCCUUACAAUAUUGUACCUCCGAUGACUGCUUCGCAAUACACGAAGAGCAUACCUCAGUCUACGUCGUUGCCUCAAGUCAGCGCUGCCAUAUCGCAACCGAUACCACCAGUAACGACUCAACAGCAACACAAUAUUCCUCCUAAUCUACCACCAGUCAACGUAAUUUCCCAACAACCUCCACCAAUCACCCAACCGACUCCACCUAUUAUAGAACAACAAAUUUUACUGCAAGAUCCUACGCAACAGCAGCAGCAGCAGCAUCAGCCUGCCCAUGCCUCAUUAGAAACUAAAAAAUCUCUACCAAAUCUCAAAUUAAUUUCUGAAAGUUCUUCGGCACAAGGAAGCCAACCGGGAACUCCUCAAGACACCAAAUAUUCGGCGCACAUGCAGAGUCUCCAGCAAAAGCUAUCUUCCAUCACUAUGACGGGACAAGUACCGGGCCCAUUGAGUCCCCAAACCAAUUUGGUUUCCUUAGAGUUCCCUAAACCAAAUAUUGCGUCUGACAUUAAUGUUGCUAAGCCGCAACAACAGCCACAACAGCAACAACAACAACAGCAGCAGCAGCAGCAACAGCAACCGUCACACGUUAUCCAACAAUCUCCGAUGACGCAAGAUACUGUUGUUGCUGUAGCUUCCGAAGUGACAUCUCCCAUUCAAGACUUGGACGUUCUUCAGCCACUGGACCGCAGCAAGUUGAAUGCGGAAAUUGCCAAGAUCAAUUCGCGACGGGAGAGCGUGGUUUCGCCACCGAAAACCGUGGACUUGCUGGAGUCGAGUCUGUCCGAAGAGACCGCAGUAGCAAAUGCAGAGGCAUCUGCGAAAAAGGAACGCAGGGUUUCUAGGUUUAAAGUUAGCGUAGUCACGGAACCGGAUCGCAGUAAAUUAGAGACAAACGCAUCUGCUGCAUCAGCAGCCCACAAGGAGGAAAAGAAGGAGGAUAUAACAGCUGUUAUAAAUCACUCGUUUGAGAAGCUCUUAGAGACCGUAGUUGCUACUAGCUAUCCUAAAAAAGAUGAUUUAGUUGAAGUUUCUUCGGCACCUUUGGAUGAAACCUUUGAAGAGAUGUUGAAUAGGCAGAAGGCGGAGCUGAACGCUCUCAUGGAAGCGCAUAGGAAGCAGCAGUUAGAGUACAUGGGUUCCUUUGCCGGUAAACUAAAAUCCACCUGAAAACCAGCAGCAGGUUUGUAUUUCCACACUAUUAUAUACAAAAAAAAAACACAACAUAUUUUAUUACGUAAGAAAAU
Molecule: messenger RNA, 7878 nt
Organism: Nicrophorus vespilloides
Lineage: Eukaryota; Metazoa; Arthropoda; Insecta; Coleoptera; Silphidae
Product: protein split ends-like
Exons: 14
Coding region: 44-7801 (2585 amino acids)
Biological process (GO): protein phosphorylation; positive regulation of potassium ion import across plasma membrane; positive regulation of sodium ion transmembrane transporter activity
Cellular component (GO): cytoplasm
Molecular function (GO): protein serine/threonine kinase activity; chloride channel inhibitor activity; ATP binding
Source: RefSeq, a predicted model, not a curated record